Messenger RNA from Spodoptera frugiperda (fall armyworm), 2395 nucleotides. RefSeq lists its product as uncharacterized. The record is from RefSeq and is a predicted model, not a curated record. The transcript has 12 exons. The coding region runs from base 233 to 2128 and encodes 631 amino acids. NCBI's taxonomy places the organism in Eukaryota, Metazoa, Arthropoda, Insecta, Lepidoptera, Noctuidae.
AAAUUGUAUAAUGGUGUAAAUGGUAGUUGUGUCGAUGUGUUGCCUGCUAACUAAUUCGUGUUGUCGAGUGCACAUGCAACUAUUAAUAAAUCCAUUAGGCGACCAAUUGACCAGGAAAACCGAAUUAUUUUUUUAAAAUUUUGUCCUGUUUCCAUAUUUGUUAAGUACGGUGACUGCUGUAUUCCAGUAAUUUAUAUCAUUCCGACAUAAAUCGUUGACGUGUAAUGUCAGUAUGAGGUGUAAAAUUAAUAAUUGUGUAAAAGUAUUGAUUUUUUUCAUAAUAUCAAUAUUACAAUGUGAAGCUUUUGAUACUACAGAGAAUCCAGUGAUAACGCUAGAAUACGGGAAGGAUAUAAACAACAUAAAUACGUACUACGUUGAACAAAAUAAAAGUUUACAAAUAAUAUUUAAAAACAGCCACGCUGGUCAUGUAAGGUGUUAUGAUGUUCAAUCAAAAUAUGGAAUUACGUUUAUAGAAAAGGGAUUUCUAUAUUACGAUAAGGACAGUGUCAUUAACAUUACAAGUGUAACUCCUGACAUGAGCACAAGAUGGGCAUGUAGAGCUCUACAGAAAUAUCAUGGAGGUGCAAGGGAUGUGUAUAAGUCGGUAGAGCACACAGCUGUCCAAUAUUAUUUUCAUCUCCAUGUGAAAGGAGCUCGAUCUGUAAGUGUAUCAAUAAACGGAGACUCCCUGAAUUUCACUAAAAUGGGUUUAAAUGUGCAACACGAUGGCGAGGCCUUCUUUUCCUUCAUUGAACAUCAAAAUAUUGAACUCGUAUGCGCCAGUGUCGACAAACAAUUUGAAGUGUCGUUGGAAUAUUUUAACCAAAAUGGAGAAAAGAUAUUCGAAAUACCACCAAAAGGUGACACGAGUCUAUUGUUCCGAACCAGACUAACUUCGAAACAAGACAAGUUUUAUAUAGACUGUAUUUGUCACACAAACAAUAAAUAUCUAGAAUACCGAUACAGAACUUACUUUUAUAAACAAGAAUUGAACCACAACCCAGAUAAACAAGACAACACAUUGAUAGUAACAGUGAACGGAUUGUUGGAACGCUACGUAAGAAGGACUGGUUCAUAUUUUGACUAUCCGAUAUUCAAAUAUGUAGACGGAGAAAUGAUCAUCGUCACUUGCGAAGCUAAACGACCGUAUUCAAGUAUUCCAUUACAGUUUUAUUUUGACAGAGAGCAAGUAACUUUGUACAAUAGAAUCAAAGUUAAGAAAAUUGAUGACAAAAUAGUUGGUACUAUAAAUUCAUCUGCUGUUUUCCUGAACAAGAAAACUCUUUCAUGUGGCUUUAAUAGUAGAAGUGAGAAGGAAGAAUAUGCCAGGAUAACAUUCGAGUCUGAUGUUGCAGUUGGUACGGUACGGGUGUUCGGUCUGGCCAGACCAAAUAUUCUGUACCAGUACCGUAGCGGUGACGUGUGGACCACCGUCUACCAAUACUCGGUAAACGAAACUAUAAGCUUGGGGUGUGUUCUGAAUAUCCUGCCCUCUGGAAACUAUAAAUUUAAAUGGAAUUUUAAUGGAGAAGAGUCAUCUAGAAAUGGUUAUAGAGUAAAGGGCAUGAUGAAAUAUGCAGAUGAAAAUUUUAUAAAAACUUUAACUGAACACGAUGAUAAAAAAAUUAUCAAAUGCAUUGUUUAUGAAAACUACAAAAUAUUGAAUUUUGCUGAAAUACGAUUACAACUGAAAGAGAUAUCAAACUCGGAGAACUUUGAGGAUCAAAUUAAUCCACAUACGUCCAAUAACCUAAUCAUCAUAUUUGCAUGUAUUCCUGGUCUUGUAUUAACGAUCACUGUUGUGGGCAUAGUCUACUGGCGUAAAAGAAUUCAAAGACCAAAAACUACUAGUAAUACUGAGGCACCUUGCAAUCGUGUUAAAGAAGACAAUGAAAUGACUCCAAUACCUGAAUCGAUGUACGACUCAUGUUACAGUGAAAAUUCCACUAUACAACCAAAUAAUGACGUUCCGAAAAGUCCAGACUGUUCUGACCCCAAUCACCAUCACUACGAGGAAGUAAAUUAUUUGCAAUGCAAGCCAAAACCAAGUGAACCUCAACAGCGAUCGAGCAAAAUUUAUAAUGUAGCUUAUGAUCAUGUUAGAAGAUGUCGCAGUGGGAAAUAGUUUCGUAAUUAGUAAACUACGUUUAAAAACCGACUUUGACCACCAUUUUUAUAUACUUUAUACCUGCGCCUGAGUGUUGAAAUACAUUUCUGAAAACCACAUCAAAAUUGGUUAAGCCAAUCUCGAGAUAAUGGUGACAAAAGUCGAUUAAGAAUCUGAUGUAUUUCUCGAAUUUAAGAUUUUAUAAUUCUAUUAUCUGUGACUGACUUAUUGUUUUAUGAUUCAAGAAUUGAUUUUUACUAGAAAAUCAUUGGUGGAAACGGAGUU